AAAUGUGAAGAACUGGCAUGGGACCUUCCCCACUGGCGGACCUCUUCCUGGUUCUGUGUUUGGUAUUGCUGGGCUGGGCCCAGCGUGCCGUGCCGUCUCCUUGCCAGAUUGUCUCCAACACCGUCGCUCCUUGCCGAGGCCAAAACCUGCUCCAAGUCCCUCAGGACCUUCCCAGCACUCUGGAGAAAUUGGACCUGUCCUACAAUAAGAUAGAACAGAUUGAUUCUGCAGACUUCUCCUCUUUGACCCAGCUGAAAGAGCUGGAUCUGGGUUACAACCACAUCUUCUCUAUUGCCAACGACUCCUUUGCGUCCAAUAUCCUUCUGGAGAAGCUGAGUCUCUUCAACAACUCCCUGGGAGAGAUCCCUUCUCUGGCGUUGACGCCGUUGAAGAAACUCACUGCCUUGUCCAUCUCCAACAACCUUUAUCCUCUCUCAAGGCUGGAUGGGGUGUUCAGCUCCCUGAAGAAGCUUGAAGAGUUGUCCCUGGGCGGCCCUGUUAUUUACAAGGUGGGCAGUGAAGACUUUGCUCCUUUGAAGGAUCUUCCGUUGAAGAAGUUCUUCCUGAAAACCGCUUCCAGUUUGACCGAGUAUCAACAAGGGGCCUUCUCGAAGCUCAACACCACCGAAUUUUGGUGCGACAUCGCCCUGGAUAGAAACCCGGAGGCGUUGCCCCUUAUGUUCAGUGACUUGAAGGGGAAGCAGCUCCAGUAUCUCCGUUUCCGUAACCUCUUUGAGUUCACCUACUACACCAAUUCCAUGGACCUGUUUGCCAGCUUGCCUGAGGUCGAAGUGGAAAAGCUGGUCUUCUACAGGGGGAAAUUCAAUGAGAACCUGCUGCGUUUGGUCCUCUUAAACGUCCAGAAGUCUCGGGUGCGAGACCUCUCCUUCAUCGCGAUCGAUUUCGCCCGCUCUCCCAAGUGGAAGCCUCCUGAAGCUGGCAUCGCCAACCUGACCCUUCGCCAUUUGUUGUUGAAGGACAUCAGCAACCCUGACAUUUUGCGCUUUGACUGGACUUUUACUUGGUUUGCCGGAGUUACGUACCUUAGUAUCCUCAAUGUUAACUUUAAUUUUGUGCCCUGCGAUGCCUGGGGGGAAAUGAGGAACGUGGUGGCCCUGGAUGUUUCUAGUAACCGCUUGUUAGAUGGCUACAUCUACAACGAAGGCUGUCUGUAUCAAGGAAUCAUGCCCAGGCUGGAGCAGUUCAAUCUUAGCAACAACGGAUUAACCUACCUGGGCAUAAUUUCCAAGCUGACGUCCAGCUGGCCCCGGCUAUCUAAGCUAGAUCUGAGCCACAAUCAAAUCGGGAUCUGUAAGGAUUUGCCAUGUGUUUGGAGCCCCACUCUCAUCUGGUUGGAUUUGGCUUACAACGUCGUUACAAUGGAGAUCUUCAAGUGCCUUCCCACCACGUUGCAGUUCCUGGAUUUGUCCUACUCUCAGUUGGAACGCCUGGAGAUGGGCUACUUUGAGGUUGCGGUUGACCUCCAAGAGCUACGGCUGAGCGGGAACAAGAUCAAGUUUAUCCCGACGGAAUGGAGAUGUCCAAAUCUCAGGGUUUUGGCGGUGGAUGGUAACUCCUUUGGUGUCAUCAGCAAAGGUUCCUUCAUGAACAUGCCUCAGCUCACACAGCUGAAAGCGGGGAACAAUCCUUACCAUUGUGUCUGUGACCUCUACGGCUUCCUUCAGGAGACCCUGAAGAACGGCAAGUUGGAGAUUGUGGAUUGGCCCAACGGGUGGACCUGUUAUCACCCCGAGCCCCUCCUUGAUAUGGCUGUGAUAGCUUAUGCGCCGAGGCUGACCCAGUGUAACGUCAUGGUGGUGGUGGCCAUUGCUGUCUCCAUCACAGCCGUUGUGGUGACCGUCAUCAUGGUCUUGUGUUGGUGGUUCAAUGUCCCCUGGUACCUCAAGGCCACUGUCCAAGUUGUGCGUUCCAAGUAUCGGGCCCGCCACUCCCCACCGGUGCGAGGCUUCGCCUACCACGCCUUCAUCUCGUACAGCUGCUCCGAUGCAGACUGGGUCAGGCGGGAGCUGCUCCAGAGGCUGGAGGCCUCCACCCCGCCGUACCGGAUCUGCAUUCACGAGCGGGAUUUCACACCCGGGCGCUGGAUCAUUGACAAUAUCAUCGAGAACAUUGAAAACAGCCGCAAAAUCAUUUUUGUUCUCUCGCGCAGCUUUGUCGACAGUGACUGGUGCAAUUACGAGCUCUACUUUGCCCACCAGCGGUCAGUGGGGCUGAGCUUCGAGGACGUGGUCCUGGUGGUCAAGGAAGCCAUUGACCCCCAAGCUCUGCCUAACAAAUUUUGUAGACUGAGGAAGAUGCUCAGCAAACGGACUUACUUAGAGUGGCCUCCGGAGCCCAGUCGCCAGGCCUUCUUCUGGGUGCAGUUGAUGUCCGUCCUGGGGAAGGCCGAGGCAAUCCAGAAGGACCCCAAAGAGGAUCCGGGUAACGUCACUUGGGGAACAGACAGCACGGCUGACGAUAAGCUCGAAAUGGAUCAUGUGGCUAACGCAGACACUGCGCCAGCGUGUUAAAUAGGACUUAGUUUAAGCCUAGAGGAACAUUAGAAUUUAACAGCGGAGUUCACAUCU
Messenger RNA from Protobothrops mucrosquamatus (brown spotted pit viper), 2588 nucleotides. Its product is annotated as toll-like receptor 2. NCBI's taxonomy places the organism in Eukaryota, Metazoa, Chordata, Lepidosauria, Squamata, Viperidae. The record is from RefSeq and is a predicted model, not a curated record. The transcript has a single exon. Gene Ontology annotation, cellular component: membrane. Gene Ontology annotation, molecular function: protein binding; transmembrane signaling receptor activity. Gene Ontology annotation, biological process: immune response; inflammatory response; toll-like receptor signaling pathway. The coding region runs from base 18 to 2531 and encodes 837 amino acids.